UUUGGUUGCUGCGGCUGAAUAUACGGUCGAGCGACGGACGGCGGCACUUCCUUCCCCCGGCGACGACGAUGGCAACAAGAGAUCUCACACGACCCUUCGUCAACCUCAGGACAGAUGUCAAGGCGAAGGUAACAAGGCGUCGUCAGAUGGCAUCGCACUCGCCUGACGCGCACCACGAAGCCAACUCCCUCAUGCGAAACGCCGAGAUGAGGUCGGACAUUGACCUCGAAGCAGCCGCGGCUUUGGCUCAAGACACCCCAUUGUGGGUCGACGCCGUCACAGAUGUAAACAUCCACGUCGCGCGCGUCAAAGAACUGAUGGAAAAGUUGACAAAGAUUCGAACGAAGCGCCUGAUGGUUCGCUUUGACGAUUCCGAAACGGAUCACGAGCGUGAAAUUGAGAGCAUCACGGCGGACAUCACGGCCGAGUUUCGGAAGGCGGAGGGCAUCUUGAAGCGGAAGAUGAACGGAAAGGAUGGCGUGACCGACGCCGAUGCGAAAACCCGGCAGAAUGUGCAGCGGGCGUUGGCGACGCAGUUGCAGACGUUGUCGGGGGAGUUUCGCAAGGCCCAAAAGGAGUAUUUAGAUCGCGUCAAGACGCAACGUCAAGGGCCAAAGGAGUUUGAUUUCUUGUCAGAGGAAAAGAAACCCAAGCGCAGCACGGGCAUCGACGUGCGUAACCAUCGUGCGGGGGGUCAUUCAUGAUGCUCAAGAUGAUAUGGCGUAGGGAGGGUUCAUGCAGGCCCAACUUGCCGAAGUCGAACUGGCGGAAGACCUGAUCAACGAACGGGACCGCGAAGUGCAGCAGAUUGCGACAUCGAUCCAAGAGUUGGCUACUAUUUUCAAGGAACUGGCGGUGCUCGUAAUCGACCAAGGCACGAUCUUAGACCGUAUCGACUACAACAUGGAGCAAGUGGUUGAACGCACGCAGGCAGGCAUUGUCGAGCUCACGAAGGCCGAGACGAUCCAGAAGAGUGGCCGCCCCAUGAAGUGUAUAGGCAUUUUGCUCGCGCUGAUCACGGCGAUGACCAUCAUACUGAUGCUCAAACACUUGCACUAAUCAUCAUCAUGUCUUGGUUCAGUUGCAACGGGGUCUUUUUAUUCAUAUUCACGAGACAUGCAGUACACACUUCACAGACUGUUUGAAGGAUUAAUAUAUAUUAAUACAGUAAUGGCCUAC
This is a messenger RNA of Aphanomyces astaci, 1179 nucleotides long. RefSeq lists its product as hypothetical. The transcript is spliced from 2 exons. Gene Ontology annotation, molecular function: SNAP receptor activity; SNARE binding. Bases 69 to 704 code for a protein of 211 amino acids. The record is from RefSeq and is a predicted model, not a curated record. Gene Ontology annotation, cellular component: SNARE complex; endomembrane system; membrane. NCBI's taxonomy places the organism in Eukaryota, Oomycota, Saprolegniomycetes, Saprolegniales, Verrucalvaceae. Gene Ontology annotation, biological process: intracellular protein transport; vesicle fusion; vesicle-mediated transport.